Messenger RNA from Annulohypoxylon maeteangense, 3234 nucleotides. Its product is annotated as kinesin-domain-containing protein. Gene Ontology annotation, molecular function: microtubule binding; ATP binding; microtubule motor activity. Gene Ontology annotation, biological process: microtubule-based movement. The transcript is spliced from 2 exons. The record is from RefSeq and is a predicted model, not a curated record. Bases 254 to 3118 code for a protein of 954 amino acids. NCBI's taxonomy places the organism in Eukaryota, Fungi, Ascomycota, Sordariomycetes, Xylariales, Hypoxylaceae.
UACCCUAUUCAUCCCGACUGUGACUAUCCUCGAAUAAAGAGCCUCUGUUCUAGAAACUCCCAUAUACGGAAGUCUUUACUAUGAAACGAAAAGAAUGCCAUUGAUCUUAUUGUCUUCUUAGAUCUGGUUUGUCUGCGGUAAAUCGGUUAGAACCGUAUUGUAGGGAGUUGUAAUUGGUAACAUAAAAAAUCAUCACCACCAACCUACCUUUUCGUCCCGCCUACUUGUGUCAGGUCAUAGACACACCUUUAAUAUGGCAACCACACUGCCACGACCGCGCCCAUCGAAUGGCCCGCCAACCGGUGCCCUACCGGCUCUACCCAUCGCAAAGACCCGGAAAAGUACUGGCACCUUAGCGACUCAUCAUGGUACGCCUAAGAGUGGCCUCCGAGCACCUUCCGCGAACUAUCCCGGCCCUCCUCCGUCUCCCGCGCCAACGACGGCCCUUCCAGUCCCAAGAAGCUCACAUGGGAUUAACAGCGCUGGAAAGACCAUUAGGAAAACUGUGAGCAUAAAUUCGUUUCCUCAACCGCCGAGCCGCACAAGCCUCCCAAGCCCCUUAUCUGGGGCUGUGACCCCAUCGAGGAAAUCACGGACACCUCAACCAACCUCUAAGAUGGCCCAUAUGGGCAGUGGAGUACCAAGUUUAUUAAAUGGUAGCGGUGAGGGUAAGUCACUUCUCGGCGGAGCCGGCGCGAGGAAUUCGGAUGGACUUAUUAGUAUUUCGUCUCCUCCACAAAGCCGAAGUUCUUCUGCGCAAGAUUCAUAUUCUACGUCGGCAACAACAUAUGACGAUCUAGCUGAUACAUCGGGUACUUCAACCGUUGAUAAGCGUUCCUCUAAAGGGAUGGAGGGAAAGGGUAACGUCAUCGUCAGUGUCAGGGUGAGGCCUGAUGCAGGAAGUAGCAACGGCAGCCCAGAGGGUGAAUGGAUGGUAGAUGGCCGCAGGUCUUUAGUAGCCUAUCGCGGCCGCGAAGGGGGCGAUUACUACUACGAUAAUGUCUUCACGACGCAUGACGACAAUAGUAGAGUCUACGACCACAUUGCCAAGCGCCUAGUUCGUCGGGUUAUGGAAGGGUACCAUGGUACUGUAUUCGCAUAUGGUAUGACGGGCACCGGAAAGACAUUUUCCAUGCAAGGAACCGCGUCGUCUCCUGGUGUGAUUCCUCUUGCUAUAACGGACAUUUUCUCAUACAUCCGAGAGACCCCUUCCAGAGAGUUCCUAUUACGUGUUAGCUACCUGGAAAUUUACAAUGAGAAGAUCCACGAUCUUCUGAGCAUGGCCUCCGGCAAUGCCCCCGGAACAGGUGCGCAAGAGGAGAUCAAGUUACGGGAGGACAGCAAGCGGGGUGUCUACGCCACUCCACUGAAAGAGGAGAUCGUCCAAAGUCCCACCCAACUUUUACGAGUGAUUGCCCGUGGUGAUCAAGCCCGUAGGACCGCGAGCACGCAAUUCAACGCUAGGAGCUCUCGCAGUCAUGCUGUUGUGCAGAUUGUGGUUGAAAGCAGAGAGCGUAUACCUGGCGGAACGGGCGCCGACAAUAAACGUCAAGCCUUGCCACCUGGUGGAGUUCGUGUCUCUACACUCAGCUUGAUCGAUUUAGCAGGUUCGGAAAAAGCUGCCGAGUCGAAGGAGCGCCGGACGGAAGGUUCCCAUAUCAACAAGAGUUUGCUUACUCUAGGAACCGUUAUAUCCAAGCUGUCGGAACACAAGGAAAAGGACGGGAAGGGAGCAGACAAGGACGGGAAGCACUUACCUUACCGAGACAGCAAGCUGACUCGACUCCUUCAAGGGGCUCUGUCUGGCAACUCGUUGGUAAGUAUUUUGUGCACAAUUCAGACCGGCGCUGCUGGUAGUACGGCCUCCGCCAACACACAUGCAAAUGAGACGAUAAAUACCCUUAAGUUUGCGUCGAGAGCAAAGAAUAGCAUUGUCAGUCAUGCUAAACGAGCCGAAGAGGCUCUAGGCGCUGGAGGAGAAGGAGGAGCCAGGGUUCUCUUGGAACGUUACCGGAUGGAGAUUCUCGAGCUCAGAAACCAACUGGAGACUCAAGCCAAGUCCAAUACCGCCAAGGCUGAGGAAGAAGAGAGGGACAAAGAUGAGGAAGAGGAACGUGCUCGUGAAAAGGAACAAGAAGCAAGGCAUGAGGAGCAAAUACUGGAGAUGCAGCUAGCACGUACGGCAUUGAAGGAGCGAAUCGAUCAUCUGAACCGACUAAUCCUUAGCUCGAAAUCGACAGGAGUCAAUACUGGCGGGACGUAUAGUGCGUUGGGAAUUCACUCCAACUCCAGAUUUUCUCAAACAUCUAUCCGGACAUCCGUCACGACUUCUAACUGCAGUCGUUCUGUCCUGGAGAGAACCGCCUCCAUGAAUUCUUCCUCGUCUACUAUUGGCCGAAGAUCAAUAGGACAGCGGCGGUCCAGUAUAGGGGAACAAGCGUCGAAUGAGGACGAGGACAGUCUGGGUGAAUAUGGCGAUGGCACGGCGUCGAUGCAAGCCCAGAAUCAGGCUCUACAGGCAGAUCUCGCCGAUAAGAACCGAUAUAUCGCCACGCUCGAGAAGCGGCUCCUGCAAGCUCGUCGUGCUAGCUCCUCGCGAACUUCGGUCGGCCUCUCAGCCCCGAACAAGGGCAUUAUGGUUGGCGAAGAUCACAGCGUUUCCACCCUUAUGAAGGAGAAGGAUGCUGAGAUUGCAGAGUUGAGAGCAAGACUUGAUGACAAGGACCGGAUGUUAGCCGCUCUGCGGAGUGCGGCUCGUUCGAGAGAUGUUGCUGAGGGUAUUGAUUUUUCGAGGAGCGACCAUUCUAGGAACGAUACUCGCUCAUCACUUUUGUAUGAACAAGCAGCAAGCCCGCCGCCCCAAGGAGCUCUCCCCGAUCCACCGGUAUCCAAGGGUCACUCGCCGAUGAAGAAGCGAACCAGAAGCGUCGAUGAGAUGAGUCGCAUUCUAGACGAGAUGAUUCAGGACCGGGUCGAAGCAGGCGAUAUCGUCAGGGGCUCUCGGGGCAGCGUUCGGGUAGCUAACGACCGCAAACGCGAGACGUUAGCUGAAGCGAACAACGGGGACCUCGAACCCUUGCACGGAAACGAGUCGAAGCAAGUCGUGCUGGAGGCGUAGAUAUCCCCAUGUGCGAUUCAGGAGGCAGCAUCCAUCAUCUUUGCGAAUUAACGAGGCGUUCCGGUUAGGCGCUGCUUCUUCCGUUUGUUUUAUACCCGAUCCAAUUCAUCUGUUUG